Messenger RNA from Macrobrachium nipponense, 797 nucleotides. RefSeq names its product delta-1-pyrroline-5-carboxylate dehydrogenase, mitochondrial-like. Gene Ontology annotation, molecular function: L-glutamate gamma-semialdehyde dehydrogenase (NAD+) activity. The transcript has 5 exons. Bases 1 to 765 code for a protein of 254 amino acids. Lineage: Eukaryota; Metazoa; Arthropoda; Malacostraca; Decapoda; Palaemonidae. The record is from RefSeq and is a predicted model, not a curated record. Gene Ontology annotation, cellular component: mitochondrial matrix.
AUGAUGGCAAAAUCAUUUUUUUUCAUAUAUUUUACCUUCUUUUUCAGGACAUUCCAAAGAUUAUGGACACAAGUAGGGCAAAAUCUUUCCAAUUACGUCAAUUUCCCAAGACUGGUUGGUGAAUGUGGUGGUAAGAAUUAUCAUCUGAUUCAUCCAUCUGCUGAUGUCACCUCUGUUGUUAAUGGUACCAUCCGUUCUGCCUUCGAAUAUUGUGGUCAGAAGUGCUCUGCUUGCUCUCGUGCGUACAUUCCUCAGUCAUUAUGGCCACAGGUAAAAGAAGGUUUGAUAGCAACACAGAAAGAGCUGAAAGUUGGGGAUGUUAAAGAAUUUGAUUCCUUUACCUCUGCUGUGAUUGAUGAAAAGGCAUUCAAACGAAUUACUGGUUAUAUUGAUCAUGCAAAAUCUUCUCCUAAACUUAGCAUUAUUGCUGGUGGUAAAUAUGACAUGAGUGUUGGGUAUUUUAUUGAGCCAACCAUUGUCGAGACAACAGACCCUCAUGAUUGCAUAAUGACAGAAGAAAUCUUUGGGCCUGUUUUAACUGUCUAUGUAUAUCCGGAUGAGAAGGUGGAUGACAUGAUUACUGUUACAGACACCUCCACACCAUAUGCCCUCACUGGGGCCAUCUUUGCUCAGGAUGAGGCCUGGCUAGCUAAGGCUACAGAUGCAUUAAAAGACUCUGCUGGUAAUUUCUACAUAAACGACAAGUCAACGGGAUCUGUAGUGGCACAACAGCCAUUUGGUGGUGCUCGUAUGUCUGGUAAGUAACUUCUUAAUUAAGGUCUUAAUUAAGGUACGCA